Molecule: messenger RNA, 2442 nt
Organism: Fusarium proliferatum ET1
Lineage: Eukaryota; Fungi; Ascomycota; Sordariomycetes; Hypocreales; Nectriaceae
Exons: 3
Coding region: 1-2442 (813 amino acids)
Biological process (GO): protein N-linked glycosylation; oligosaccharide metabolic process
Cellular component (GO): endoplasmic reticulum membrane
Molecular function (GO): Glc3Man9GlcNAc2 oligosaccharide glucosidase activity
Source: RefSeq, a predicted model, not a curated record
AUGGUGAAAAUUGCCCAUUGGGUGUCGGCGGCGACACUCGCUCUGGGCGUCUCAGCCGCAGACGAUGCAUCUUCUGUGCUGACGACAGAAAUUGGCCGUCAAAACAACCAGAGCCUCUUUUGGGGCCCCUACAAAUCCAAUCUGUACUUUGGUGUGCGACCACGAACACCAGAUGGCCUAUGGACAGGGCUCAUGUGGGGGAAAGUCGACAACUACCAUGAUAUUCAGAAUGGUUUCAGAUAUACUUGCGAGCAGGGAGAAGAUAUUCAUGGCUACGGAUGGGAUGAGUAUGAUGCCCGCAUAGGCGGUGUGCAAUCUAUUCACGACAAAGGCAACAACAUCGACUUGACGACUACUUUUGUGAAGAUCCCUGGUGGAAACCAUGGUGGCAGCUGGGCGGCCCGAAUCAAGGGCGAGCUGCGAGACGGUGCGCCCAAAAACACCAGGACCAUGCUGUUCUAUUACAUCGCCCAGGAUGGCCAGGGCGAACUUGCUGUUGAAGGUGAAGGUACUCAGUAUGGUUUUGAAGACGACGUUACUCUUACGGGCAGUUCAACGGCGCUAGGAGACUACAAGCUUCUUAUCACCAAAGGUACCGGAGAGCACCCUUCAACAGACCACAAGUUUCUGGAAGAUCGACAUGGCGACACAACCAUCGUCUCGAGUGCUGAGGUCCCAGCCGACCUCACCUGGCAGGGCAAGCCCGUUGUCUUCAAGCAACUUCAAGAUGCCGUUUCGCCCGUGCAGCAGAACGCUGACCAGGCGGAUCCACCUCCACCGUGGCAGGUGUACCGUAUUGCCCAUGCGCCUGGAAAAGGUAACGUUCAUAUAGUCGAGAAGACCUUCGAGGGACCGUUCGAGUUCGAUGUCAUCUUUUCAUCGGGAUCUGGAGGCAAGGAGUUUACUUCCGAGGAGGUUACUGAACAGAUCGAGAAGACUUCAGAAAUCUUCAACGAGCGCUUCACCAACACCUUCAAGCUCAAGGAGCCUUUCACAGAGGAGAAGUACAAGAAAUUCGGCAAGAGCAUGCUGUCGAACCUCAUCGGCGGCAUAGGGUACUUCCAUGGUCACCAGCUAAUUGAUCGAUCGUAUGCGCCUGAGUAUGAGGAGCAGAACGACGGGUUCUGGGAGGAGGCCGCGCAAGCCAAGGCACGCACACAGCCAGAACUCGAAGGCCCCUAUGAGCUUUUCACCAGUGUUCCUUCUCGCCCUUUCUUCCCCCGUGGUUUCCUGUGGGAUGAAGGAUUUCACCUGAUUCCCAUUGCCGACUGGGAUAUUGACCUCACACUUGAAAUUGUCAAGAGCUGGUACAACACUAUGGACGAAGAUGGCUGGAUCGCGCGCGAACAAAUUCUAGGUCACGAGGCCCGGAGCAAAGUCCCCCCUGAGUUUCAAGUGCAAUUUCCACAUUAUGCCAACCCCCCUACCCUCUUCCUUAUCAUCGAGGGCUUCAUGGAGCGUCUUCGCGCAUCAAACGGAACGAAGAGCGAGGCAAAGGAACGUAUUCUGGGGGCCGAUCCUCUGCAAACCGCUCACCUCGACAAUAUCGAGCUCGGCGAGAACUAUCUUCGAAGGUUGUACCCCCUGUUAAGACAACAAUACGACUGGUUCCGCAAAACUCAGCGAGGUGACAUAAAGAACUAUGACCGUGAGGCAUACUCAACCAAGGAAGCUUACAGAUGGAGGGGCCGUACUGAGACUCACAUCCUCACCAGUGGCCUGGACGACUAUCCUCGACCCCAGCCCCCUUCGCCGGGCGAGCUGCACGUCGAUCUCAUGUCCUGGGUUGGGCUGAUGACAAAGUCGUUGAUGAACAUCGCAGACGCCCUCGGCAUGGCCGAAGAUGUGAAUGAGUAUAGGAAGAACUUGGAUGGCAUCGAGCACAACCUCAAUGAUCUCCACUGGUCCAAUAAGGAGGGUUGCUAUUGUGACGCAACGAUCGAUGAUUACGAGGAACACGCACUCGUAUGCCACAAGGGCUACAUUUCCCUGUUCCCUUUCCUGGUCGGCCUGAUGAAGGCUGACGACCCCAAGCUGGGCAAGAUUCUUGAACUGAUCGGUGACGAGGAGCACCUUUGGAGCCCCCACGGCAUUCGCAGCUUGAGUAAAAAGGAUGAGUUCUACGCCACGGGCGAGAACUACUGGCGCAGCCCGGUUUGGAUGCCUAUCAAUUACCUGGCUUUGUCUCAACUACAGAACGUUGCUUCGCAGGAAGGCCCCUACAGGGGUAAAGCGAAGGAUCUGUUCAGGCGUCUCCGUAAGAACCUUGUUGACACCGUGUACAAGAGUUGGGAAGAAACAGGCUUCGCCUGGGAGCAGUACAACCCCGAUACGGGUGCCGGCCAGCGAACACAGCACUUCACUGGAUGGACUAGUCUUGUCGUCAAGAUCAUGGCUAUGGAAGAUCCUGGCCAGGAGGCUCAUGCCAGGGACGAGCUGUGA